This is a messenger RNA of Salvelinus sp. IW2-2015, 1131 nucleotides long. Its product is annotated as protein mono-ADP-ribosyltransferase PARP10. Lineage: Eukaryota; Metazoa; Chordata; Actinopteri; Salmoniformes; Salmonidae. Gene Ontology annotation, molecular function: nucleic acid binding. The record is from RefSeq and is a predicted model, not a curated record.
UUCACCGUUAGAAAGCCAAGAUAAAAGUUGUAAAGAUUGUCAAUCAACCCCAUGGAUUAUUCCUGUGUUGUAUGUAUGUCAGGAUGUCUGUUGAAAGCCAAGAGAACCGAACAGUGGAGGUACUGGGGMUACCUGAGGAGGUGGACGAUGAGCUGCUGUAUUUGUACUUUGAGAACAAGCGUCGUUCUGGAGGAGGUAGUCUGGUGUCUGUGGAGCUGGAAGGAAGCCGGGCCAUAUUACUGUUUGAAGAGGCAGAGGUUGCAGCAAGGGUCCUGUCUAAAGGACCCCAUGUCCUGCACAACGCUGAGUUGACCGUGAGGAAGCCUGCGUGUAAGGAUCCAUGGAGACUGUUGCUGCGGGGGGUUAACCCAACCACCAGUCAGGAGCUGGUGGAGCUGUAUGUAGAGAACAUGAUGGGAAUGGACAUAGACGAGUACUCUCUGUACCCCUCACCUGGCAUGGACCUGGUCCUAGUACACUUCCGCCAGGCCUUCAAUAAAGGUUAGGGGUUUUCCUAUCAKGUUCAAAGAUGGAAUCCACAGUAGGGGGAAACGGCAUCACAAGCCGCACCACCACUCUUGUUUUUGUUGGCGUGCUGAGGAAUAUCGUGCAGCGUUGUAAAAACAUUGUAGUAAACAUUGUGCUCUUCUAUCGUGUGUGCAAUGUCAGAAGGGGGAAAAACAGUUUGUUUGCAGUAACUUCUUUGAUGUUGUAGUAUCACAAACAGACAUGCAGAGUUCAAUUUACACCAUGACAUUUAGGGGAUGUCUGUAUUGAGUGCAUGCACUUGCACAAAAUAUUUUUUGGGGCCUAAUAAUAAAGACAUACUUUAAAUGGUAAAAAUGUCCUACCUUUUAAUGGCAUGAARACAGCAAGUCAUAUUUUUAUCUGAUUGUCAAACGAAUCACUUCAAAAAGUAGGCAUUUUCGUCCACUUCAAAAUAAUUCCAGCAUUCCAACUGGAUGUAUGCUCGUGGAAUUUGAUGACUGGAAAUAGACAUCUCUUACAAAACCCCAGAAAGUGUUCCUAAUGACAUUUAGCGAUUUCCAUCGUUUAGGCUGACAUUAAUUUAUUCGUCUUGCUGACAAAAAUACUUUUUUUGUAGCCAGAAAAGUUGGGACACUUGAAUGG